CUCACUUGUGAGUUCUACCGACCCCCCCCCCCAUCAAAGCACUCUAGAAGAAAAUGGCCAGAAGUGAAGUCAUGGUUUUAGGAUUUUUCUUCAUGGCUGUCCUGAUGAGCCCUCAGGAAUCAUGGGCUAUCAAAGAGGACCAUACCAUCAUCCAGGCAGAAUUCUAUCUGCACCCUGACGAAUUAGGAGAGUUUAUGUUUGACUUUGACGGUGAUGAGAUUUUACAUGUGGAUUCGAAAAUUAAGGAGACGGUCUGGAGGCUUAAAGAAUUCGGACAAUUUGCCAGCUUUGAGGCUCAGGGUGCAUUGGCCAAUCUAGCUGUGGACAAAGCCAACCUAGACAUCAUGAUGAAGCGCUCCAACAACACUUGGGACUCCAAUGUACCUCCAGAAGUGACAGUGCUCUCCAGUGGUCCUGUGGAACUGGGAGAGCCCAAUAUCCUGAUUUGCUUCAUCGACAAGUUCUCCCCUCCAGUGGUCAAUGUCAGAUGGCUUAAAAAUGGACAGCCUGUCACCACAGGAGUGUCAGAGACAGUCUUUCUACCCAGGAAAGACCAACUUUUCCGCAAGUUUCACUAUCUCCCUUUCUUGCCCUCCAAUGAAGACUUCUAUGACUGCGAGGUGGACCACUUGGGUUUGGAGAGACCUCUUCUCAAACACUGGGCGUUUGAAGAGCAAACUUCACUACCAGAAACUAAAGAGAAUGUGGUGUGUGCCCUGGGCCUGCUUGUGGGUCUAGUGGGCAUCAUCAUGGGGACCAUCUUCAUUAUCAAGGGCACGCAAAAAAGCCAUACAGGAGAACGCCGAGGGCCCCUGUGAGACAAGUGAAGGUGAUGACCUUUCUUAGAAGUCAAUGAAGAAGUUUCUGCUUUACUAGCUUUCCAAAGCUGAUGAUACCAGUGUUCACCUCUGUGAAAAGAGCCAUAUUCAGCCCUAAAUUUCAAGACUGUGAUGGCUUUCCUCCACCUCUCUGUAUUCUAAUGGCCUGCUGGGCUUCCUUGUCUAUUGCCCCUUCCCUCUAUUUCCCAUUGUUAUAUUGGCACAAUGCAAUUCCUCUGGCAUGAAUCCUGUAGGAUUCUAUCUCUACAAUAAAACAUUCUUAACAUUGCAUAGA
This is a messenger RNA of Marmota flaviventris (yellow-bellied marmot), 1113 nucleotides long. Its product is annotated as mamu class II histocompatibility antigen, DR alpha chain. Gene Ontology annotation, cellular component: membrane; MHC class II protein complex. The record is from RefSeq and is a predicted model, not a curated record. Gene Ontology annotation, biological process: immune response; antigen processing and presentation. NCBI's taxonomy places the organism in Eukaryota, Metazoa, Chordata, Mammalia, Rodentia, Sciuridae.